Messenger RNA from Macaca mulatta (Rhesus monkey), 5271 nucleotides. It is a transcript of the gene TTF2, whose product is annotated as transcription termination factor 2. The record is from RefSeq and is a predicted model, not a curated record. Gene Ontology annotation, molecular function: ATP-dependent activity, acting on DNA; zinc ion binding; ATP binding. Gene Ontology annotation, biological process: DNA repair. Gene Ontology annotation, cellular component: nucleus. NCBI's taxonomy places the organism in Eukaryota, Metazoa, Chordata, Mammalia, Primates, Cercopithecidae.
AGGCGGAAGCAGAAUUUGGGGCGGGGCCUUGUGGAACUUGGGAGACCCAGCGAGAUGGAAGUAGUUAGGUGUCCGGAGCACGGGACUUUCUGUUUUCUUAAGACCGGCGUCCGCGAUGGCCCGAAUAAAGGAAAGAGCUUCUACGUGUGCCGGGCAGACACGUGCAGCUUCGUGCGGGCCACCGACAUUCCUGUUUCUCAUUGCUUAUUGCAUGAGGACUUUGUGGUAGAGCUUCAGGGUUUGCUUCUGCCACAGGACAAGAAAGAAUACAGAUUGUUCUUCCGAUGCAUUAGAAGUAAGGCAGAGGGGAAACACUGGUGUGGAAGUAUUCCAUGGCAGGAUCCUGAUUCCAAAGAACAUUCUGUCCCCAGUAAGUCUCAGCAUGCAUCUGAGAUAUUUCAUCAUUCUUCCAGCCGGCUGAGAAAUCCAUUCAAGGUACUUGACAAGAAUCAAGAACCAGCUCUCUGGAAACAGCUCAUCAAAGGUGAAGGUGAGGAAAAGACGGCUGAUAAGAAGCAAAGAGAAAAGGGAGAUCAGCUUUUCGAUCAAAAGAAAGAACAGAAGCCUGAAUCGAUGGAGAAAGAUCUCUCAUCUGGUCUGGUACCAAAGAAAAAACAAUCUGUAGUUCAAGAGAAGAAGCAAGAGGAGAGAGCAGAGAUUCAGUGUGAGACAGAGGAGACUGGAGGCACACACAAAAGAGACUUUUCUGAAGUUAAAUCUCAACAGUGCCAAGGUAAUGAGCUUACAAGACCAUCUGCAUCUUCUCAGGAGAAAUCAAGUGGUAAGAGUCAAGAUGUCCAAAGAGAAUCAGAACCUCUGAGAGAAAAGGAUACCCAGCUUUUGCCUCAAAACGUUCACAGUCACAGCUCAAUAAGCAAGCCCCAGAAAGGGGGACCCCUCAACAAGGGGUACAAGAACUGGGAGGCUAAAGAAACAAAGGCAAAGGAUGGCCCUAGCACACAGGCCACCCAGAAAAGCCUGCCUCGGGGGCAUUUCCAAGAGCGGCCGGAGACCCACGGUGUGCCUGCUCCUGGAGGACCAGUGGCUCAGGCUGCACCAGCAGCACCAGGGCUUUCCCUGGGUGAGGGCCAUGAAGCUGCCACAAGCAGUGACGAUGAGGAGGAAGAUGAUGUUGUUUUUGUUUCCUCUAAGCCUGGGAGCCCCCUACUCUUUGACUCGACUCUGGACUUACAGACGAAGGAGAACCUCCAAUUCCCUGAUCGAAGUGUGCAAAGAAAAGUAUCUCCGGCCUCAGGUGUUUCCAAGAAGGUGGAGCCCUCAGACCCAGCAGCCCACCGUGUCUACCUUACAACACAACUGAAACAAAAGAAGAGCACACUGGCAUCAGUGAACAUCCAGGCUCUUCCAGACAAGGGUCAGAAGUUGAUCAAACAAAUCCAGGAGCUGGAGGAAGCGCUCAGUGGUCUUGCCCUUUCCCCAGAGCAAGGAACUAAUGAGAAGAGUAACAGUCAAGCGCCACAGCAGAGUCACUUCACCGAAACUACCACUGACCCUCCCCACCUGGUGCCUCCCCAACCCCUUCCUGGUUGUGGUACCCAACCCGUGGGUUCUCUAGAACUAAAGUCUGCCUGCCAGGUGACUGCUGGAGGAUCCAGUCAGUGUUAUCAAGGUAACACCUAUUUGUACGCACGCCAUACAAACCAAGAUCACGUUCACGCAGUGUGGAAAAUCACAAGUGAAGCCAUCGAUCAGCUGCAUCGCUCACUUGAGUCAUGUCCUGGUGAGACGGCUGUUGCGGAAGAUCCCGCUGGGCUGAAGGUCCCUUUGUUACUACACCAGAAGCAGGCAUUGGCUUGGUUACUGUGGCGGGAAAGUCAGAAGCCACAAGGAGGAAUUCUGGCGGAUGAUAUGGGCUUAGGAAAAACCCUGACAAUGAUUGCACUCAUCCUGACCCAGAAGAAUCAAGAGAAAAAGAAAGAAAAGGAGAAAAGCACAGCUUUGACAUGGCUCUCCAAAGAUGACUCUUCUGAGUUGACUUCCCAUGGAACACUAAUCAUCUGUCCUGCCUCCCUGAUCCAUCAUUGGAAAAAUGAGGUGGAGAAACGGGUGAACAGCAACAAACUAAGAGUCUAUCUCUACCAUGGGCCAAACCGGGAUUCACGUGCCAGAGUCCUCUCUACAUAUGACAUCGUGAUCACUACCUAUAGCCUCGUGGCCAAGGAGAUUCCCACAAACAAGCAAGAGGCAGAGAUCCCAGGUGCAAACCUCAGUGUGGAGCGCACCUCAACACCUUUGCUUCAAAUAGCCUGGGCUCGAAUCAUAUUGGAUGAAGCUCACAAUGUUAAGAAUCCCCGAGUGCAGACAUCCAUAGCUGUGUGUAAGCUACAAGCCUGUGCCCGUUGGGCUGUCACUGGAACCCCCAUUCAAAACAACUUAUUGGAUAUGUAUUCACUGCUGAAAUUUCUCCGUUGCUCUCCAUUUGAUGAGUUCAAUCUGUGGAGGAGUCAGGUUGACAAUGGCUCAAAGAAAGGAGGAGAACGGUUAAGUAUUUUAACCAAGAGCCUUUUGCUGAGGAGAACAAAAGACCAGCUGGACUCUACUGGCAGACCUUUGGUGAUACUGCCCCAGCGUAAAUUUCAGUUGCACCAUUUAAAGCUUUCUGAAGAUGAAGAGACUGUUUACAAUGUGUUUUUUGCAAGAUCAAGGUCAGCUCUGCAGUCCUAUCUAAAAAGGCAUGAAAGUAGAGGCAACCAAUCUGGAAGAAGCCCUAAUAAUCCAUUCAAUAGAGUGGCACUGGAGUUUGGGUCCGAGGAGCCUAGACACCCUGAGGCAGCAGACUCACCGAGAUCCAGCACCGUCCACAUACUGUCCCAGUUGCUGAGACUGCGCCAGUGUUGCUGUCAUCUUUCUUUACUGAAGUCGGCCCUGGAUCCAAUGGAACUGAAGGGUGAAGGUCUCGUCCUUUCCCUGGAAGAACAGCUCAGUGCUUUGACCUUGUCAGAACUCCGUGACUCAGAGCCGUCUUCCACUGUUUCCCUUAACGGCACCUUCUUCAAGACGGAACUUUUUGAAGAUAUGCGAGAGAGCACCAAGAUUUCAUCUCUGUUGGCAGAAUUGGAGGCAAUUCAAAGAAAUUCAGCGUCCCAAAAGAGUGUCAUUGUCUCUCAGUGGACCAACAUGCUGAAAGUUGUAGCAUUGCACCUGAAGAAGCAUGGACUGACUUAUGCCACCAUCGAUGGCUCUGUCAACCCCAAGCAGAGAAUGGACUUGGUAGAGGCAUUUAACCACUCCAGAGGCCCUCAGGUAAUGCUGAUUUCUCUCUUGGCCGGAGGUGUUGGUCUAAACCUGACUGGAGGAAACCAUCUCUUUCUUUUGGACAUGCACUGGAAUCCGUCACUUGAGGAUCAAGCUUGUGACCGAAUUUACCGAGUAGGGCAGCAGAAAGAUGUUGUCAUACACAGAUUUGUUUGUGAGGGAACAGUAGAAGAAAAGAUCUUACAGCUCCAAGAAAAAAAGAAAGAUUUGGCCAAACAAGUUCUAUCAGGGUCUGGAGAAUCUGUCACCAAGCUCACCUUGGCUGACCUCAGAGUCCUUUUUGGCAUCUAACCUCCCAUGGAUAAGGGCUCAGAAUAGCACCACUGCUGGUUUGUAUUAGGAUCUGGGAAUAACAACCUAAUCAUGAGCCUUGAACUCUGUUCUUUGCAUUUCAAUUUCACCAUCAAGCCUUUCACCUUCCUCAAAAUGAGGCAUAAUCUUAUCCCCAGAAUUGAGGAGGGGUUAUGUUAGCCAAUUAGUUAACCAAUUAUGUUAAUACGUCAAUUUAUUUAAUGAGUGGUAUGGAAACCAUUUGAUUUUUUUAGAUAAAAGAAAAUAUUUUAGAGUUGGAUGAUUUUGGAAAACAACUCUUGCAGAAUUGUACAUAAGCUUCAGUAAAGUUAAAAAAGCGGGCCAGGUGUGGUGGCUCAUGUCUGUAUUCCCAACACUUUGGGAGGCCGAGGCAGGAGGAUGGCUUGAAGCCAGUAGUUCAAGACCAGCCUGGGCAACAGAGUAAGACCCCAUCUCUAUGAAGAAUAAAUAAAUGAGCUAGGCGUGGUAGAGCACACCUGUUGUCCCAGCUACUUGGGAGGCUGAGGCAGGAGGUUUUCUUGAGCCCGGGAGGUUGAGGCUGCAGUGAGCUGUGAUUGUACCACUGUAUCCCAGCCUGGGUAAUAUAGUGAGACCCUGUCUCAAAAAAAAAGAAAAAAAGCUCAAAAAGUUCUGUGUUGCCUAUCUCUUCUUAGCUGAUGAUGGGAGAACCACUAUUACUACCUUCUGUAACACAGACGCCAUCCUAUCUCUUCAUCUCUUCUUGCCAGUGAUGUUGCUCCUGUAACCAUCUUUUUGUGGGUGGAGCAGAGAGUCGAUCCCUGCAGCCACCCUGCAACCAGCCAUCUCUGCAGUUCUCUCAGUGCAGGCAGUUCUUCCUCUCAGACUGAAGGUCAAGGAGAUGCUUUGUACAUGAACAGAUGUUGAGUAUCUGUAUCAUUGUAUUGUUUAGUGUCAGUGUAUCAUUUAGUGUUGUAUAUCACUCAGUCAUUUAAUAUUGGUUAUCACCAUAUCGUUUAGUAUCAUUUGGUUCAUUGUAUCAUUUAGUAUUUCUGUUAUAUCAUUUCUAUUAUAUGUAGCAUUUGUAUAAUAUUUGUGUCAUUUUUAAUAGUAUUUGUAUUUUUACAAAUUUACAGUAUUUGUAGCAUUUAGUAUCUUUGUUUCAUUUAGUAUUUGGUAUAAUCUAAUAAAUACUAAUCCAGUCCAAUACUAAUCCAAUCCAAUACUAGUAAUACUAUUGGUACAAUCCAAUACUAAUAAUACUAACAGUAGUAUUGACACAAUCUAAUAAAUAAUGUGUUUGACAGUGUAGCAGAAAUAAUGCUAUGUGUUCAUCAAACCCAUUUCCUUUUCCUCCCGGGCACCCAGAGAGACUGUAUUUCCAUCUUGGCUGCAGUUUGAUGGGGUCCGCAUCAAUAGACUGUGGAGAGAAGUGAUGUAAGUCACUUCUAGGCUGCCCUCUACCACUUUUCAAAAGAUCAUUCAUGCUGUUUCUUCCCUCCUCAGCCUAUGGGAUGCAAAAGAACUGAUGGAAGAUUACAAGGCCCUAGGGAAGGUGAAGCCACUAGGCUCAGCAGUUCUUAGCCUAGUUUUUGGCCAUCAGCCCUUCUAUUAGACUAGUAAAGCCUCAGUCCCAGGAUGGCUUCCCCAUGUGCACUUCCCCCCUCGCACCAGCUCACCUACACUGGACUAUGACAUGAUCAAGGAAUCUUUUUUUUUAAGCUA